Molecule: messenger RNA, 1090 nt
Organism: Dendroctonus ponderosae (mountain pine beetle)
Lineage: Eukaryota; Metazoa; Arthropoda; Insecta; Coleoptera; Curculionidae
Exons: 3
Coding region: 171-1040 (289 amino acids)
Source: RefSeq, a predicted model, not a curated record
CAGGGUUGGUUACCAACCAUAAACGAUAUAAAGCGGUGCGUGGUAAAUACUCCAGUUAUUUUGCCAUAAAACUUGGCACUUUACAACUGCAAACCCAAUUUUCAUUAAAAAGCAAAGUCCCAUAGCCAUUGGAAAACUACUAGCUUCCUCUAGCUAAUUGCCAUUAAAGUAUGCGGCUCGUUUGGUUGGUGUUUCUGGUGGUUUUGGCUAAUGUAAAUGCGGGUCAUGUGUGGUUAAAAGACCUAUUUUCUCCCAAAGGCUUGGAUUUGGGAUAUGGAGUGGUGUUAAAAUUAAACGAUAGUCAUAAAGACGGGAAAAAUGUGCCCAUAAUGGAGCGGUUUACUUUGGACUUGAAACUGGGUGAUUUAUUGGGUGUGAGUGUUGGUAAACCGAAGAGCGACGGUGUUGAAUUGGACUUUUAUGUCAAUAAAGAUGGCAAUUUCCACGAAGGUAGAGGCAAAAAAGAUGACAACAGCAAACAAAUGAUGAUACAGAUGGUCAUCGGCUACAAAGCGGCACUCGCCAUUAGUGCAAUGAUGGCCGUUAUAAAACUACUCACUUUGAAAGCCCUCAUUGCUGCAAAAGCAGCCCUCAUGAUUUCCUUAUUGGUGCUGAUUUUGAAGCUCAAACAACCUCAUUCUUCCGAAGUAGUCGAAGUCGAGCAGCUUGAGUAUCCAAGUCCGCCCAUCAUAGCUAAAGAUAUUGGACCAAGUUUCCAAGGAACUGCUGGAGGAUAUGGAGGAGGAUUCAGAGGCGGAGCUGGCCAAGGUGGCUCAGUACAGCAUAAUUAUGGCCAGGAAGCUCAAAGUAGUAACAUGUAUUCCGAUAUAAUUUACGCUCCAAGUGGAGCGGGUCUUCAAGCCAACUCAGAACAGAAUUCCCCAUAUAAUGCAGCAGAUACAGAAGCUUCAACACAAACAGGCAUUGCAAGGAAAGGAAAAGACAUCCAGCGCAAACGUGAUACUGCAUACUUUAGGAAGAUGCUGAGCGGAUCAGCAGCUAAUAUAUUGACUGUUAAAAAAUACAUCUUGCCUGCAUAGUAAUUCACAAUUGCUACAGUCUUAAUUAAUAUAUUUAUGAUUUCAAAAUA